AUGGAUUAUUUAAAAAUCUACGUAUUUUUGUUAUGUGUUAUUUUAACAACGGCAGAAUUAGUUGGUCCUGAUAGUAAAAAAGAGGAUGACGAUGAAACCACAGAACCACCAGAAACCGAAGAGCCUGAGAAUUAUAAUGAGAUAACAUCGGCUAUGCGAAAAGAAAUCAAAAUGCUUCAAGAAUAUGCUGAUGUUAUGUCAAAGAAGUUGCUAAAAGAUGAGGAUAAUAAAGAAAAAACGGAUAAAGAUGAAAAUAUGGAACAAAUGGAAUACACAUUCAAAUUAAUCAAGAAUAGUUUUCUUAGACAGCCUGAGCCAAGCUGGGUUGAAACGGCAAAAGGCUUGCUAGAUUCAUCUGACAGUGAAAUUGGGAAACCUGAAGAAAACCCACAAGACUAUUUAGAUAGCCUGCCACCACCACCAAAAGAAAAAGAAAUUAUACUUACGCCUGAAAUGCAAGAAGCCAAGGAGCUCUUUGAUGCAGCGAUGAAGAAAAUUGACAAAAGAUCUUCGGACUUGCGUGGAGCCAUUUUGCAAGUGAAGCAAGCGGCAGACCGUGGUUAUGCACCUGCUAAGAUAAAAUUGGCAUGGUCCUAUGUAUUUGGAGAGGGAAUGGAACUAGAUGUUGACAAGGCUCAUAGAAUAUUUGCAGAACUUGUUGAAGAGGGAAAUGCUGAUGCUAAUGCUGGUAUGGGAUUUUUAUACGCUACUGGUGUAGGAGUACCAGUGUCACAAGCAAAGGCAUUAGUCCACUACACUAUAGGAGCUAUUGGCGACAGUGACUAUGCACAAAUGGCUCUUGCCUAUAGGCACUGGGUUGGUGUGACAGUACCUGGUUCUUGCUCCAAAGCAAUGGAGUUGUACAUGAAAGUUGCUGCUAAAGUCGCUAGUCAAGUUACAUUCAGUGGAGGUCCGGCUAUUCAGCGAACGCGUUUGAUCGAUGAAGCCGAAGGCACUGGACCAACCGCAGCCCUUGACACAGACCUAAUAGAAUACUAUCAGUUGCUUGCUGAGAAAGGAGAUGUGCAAGCUCAGGUUGGUCUCGGUCAACUACACUUUCAAGGCGGCCGUGGUGUAACACUGGAUAUACAGAAAGCGCUACACUACUUCCAGCAAGCUGCAAAGACUGGAAAUGCCAUGGCGAAUGCCUAUCUUGGAAAGAUCUAUCUAGAAGGCGGCGAUGGAAUAAAAGCGAAUAACGAAACGGCACUGCACUAUUUUAGAAAAGCAGCGGAACUCAACAAUCCCAUUGGGCAAAGUGGUUUGGGGUUGAUGUACUUACAGGGUCGAGGGGUCCCUAAGGAUCCUAAUAUAGCUCACAAAUACUUCACCAUGUCUGCAAAUCAAGGGUGGAUGGAAGGACAAUUGCACCUUGGUUUUCUAUAUCUCAGUGGCACUGGAGUACGCCGUGACUUCAAGCAAGCGAACAAAUAUUUCUCCCUUGCGUCACAAUCUGGCCACGUGUUGGCAUUGUAUCACUUGGCACAGCUACACGCCCAGGGCUUGGGUGUAAUGCGUUCGUGUACUACCGCUACUGAGCUAUUCAAGAACGUCUGCGAGCGUGGCCCCUGGUCAUCCCGGCUUAUGCUAGGGCAAGCAGCAUGGCGCGCUCGAGACACAGAUUCAGCCAUGCUCCAGUACUUAUCACUCGCCGAACGAGGCUUCGAAAUCGCCCAAAGUAAUGCCGCUUAUCUACUGGAUGAUGGUGAAGUUCGCCUCUUCCCUGAAGAGGAAAGAUGGCGCCGUGCGUUGCAGUUGUGGUCGCGCGCCGCUUCACAGGGUUGCGCGGCCGCACGUGUCAAACUAGGCGACUACCACUACUAUGGACUUGGGACGAGUGUUGAUCUAGAGGCUGCUGCUUAUCACUAUAGAAUAGCGUCCGAGCAACUACACAAUGCGCAAGCUACUUUCAACCUGGGCUAUAUGCACGAACGUGGAUUGGGUCUUGCGCGCGAUAUCCAUCUUGCCAAGCGUUGCUAUGACUUAGCAGCGGACGCAGCGCCUGAGGCUAGGUUGCCAGCUGCGCUUGCGCUGGCUAGGCUAACCGCUGUGACUACAUUUUCUUCGCUUAUGGACAGCCCACUCGCGAUGAUCUUUCUCUCGGGCGAGUCAACGCUGCUGUCCAACUGGGAUGUCUACCUCAUAGCAUUUCUAGCAGCAGCACUGGGCCUGGUUCUAUACUUGAGGAGACCACAGCAUAACAACUGA
Messenger RNA from Leptosia nina, 2208 nucleotides. The record is from the annotation of a GenBank genome assembly. NCBI's taxonomy places the organism in Eukaryota, Metazoa, Arthropoda, Insecta, Lepidoptera, Pieridae.